AUGCAGACCUACCUGGAGCUGAGCAAUAAAGCAAAGAUGCCCAUCCUGGGUUUGGGUACAUGGCAGUCUCCUCUAGGGAAAGUGAAAGAUGCAGUGAAGCUCGCAAUUGACAUUGGGUACCGGCACUUUGACUGUGCCUACGUCUACGAGAAUGAAGUGGAGAUUGGAGAUGCAAUCCAAGAAAAGUUACAGCAUCAGGCAGUGACACGAGAGGAUCUGUUUGUAGUCAGUAAGCUGUGGUGUACGUUUCAUGAGAAAUCCAUGGUGAAAGGAGCAUGUCAAAGAACUCUUGCAUCUCUAAAGCUGGAUUAUUUGGAUCUCUACCUCAUGCAUUGGCCUAUGGGAUUCAAGGCUGGAGAGAAGCUAUUUCCAGAAGAUGAGAAUGGCAUGAUACUACCCAGUGAUACUGAUUAUCUGGAUACAUGGGAGGCUAUGGAGGAAUUAGUGGAUGCAGGUCUGGUGAAAUCCAUUGGUAUUUCUAACUUUAAUUGUGAGCAGAUUGAAAGGCUCUUCAAUAAACCAGGAUUAAAAUACAAACCAGUGAAUAACCAGAUUGAGAGUCACCCAUACCUGCCUCAGGAACAGCUGAUAAAUUUCUGCCACUCCAAAGGGAUUUCUGUCACUGCAUAUUGUCCUCUUGGAGCUCCUAAGUGGAUAUGGUCCAAUUCUGAGGAUUUAGUGCUCCUGGAUGACCCCAAGGUCAAAGAAAUUGCAGCUCAGCACAAUAAAACUCCAGCUCAGGUUUUGAUCCGUCUCCAAAUCCAAAGAAAUGUGAGCGUGAUCCCCAAGUCAGUUACUCCAAGUCGCAUUAAAGAGAAUUUCGAGGUGUUUGACUUUGAAUUGAGCCCCCAAGAAAUGGAAACUCUACUCAGCUUGAAUAAGAGACGCAGGAUUUGCACACUGAAUAUGUUCAAACUCCAUAAAGAUUAUCCUUUCAAGGAGGAUGAUUGAGGGUGACAUUGUAGCCCUAGAAGCCAACAGACAUUUUCCAUUGGCACGGUUGCCUUUACCCAUCUCUGUGGUCACACCCCAACACAGCACAGUUACUUGUCAUGGUACUCAGCAAAUUAGAACAAACGCAUGCAAGCAGCAAGAGGACGAUGAAACGGCAGCUGGAAACCAAGUUGAUUCUAACACUUGUUGGGUGAUUCAGCUGCAGCUAUUAAUUGUCACUUUGGUUUUACAUGAAAGAUUUUAAAAGUUACAUGUUCAUCAACUUUUUGCAACUAAGAAUCAAGUGCCUGAAUUUGUUUUCCCCCCCUCCUCCCUCCCAAUCGCCUUUCUUUUUGUGUCAUGUUUUCUAGAUUGUUAAGCCUGUGGGCAGGGACUGUCUUAAGAAAUAUUUUUGUAAGCUGCCUUGAGAACCUUUUUGGCUAAAGGGUGGGAUAAAAGUACUAUAAUAAAUAAAAUAAAUGGACUGCUCUCCAUGAUUAAUACAGAGGGCCAAGAAACAUUAACUGCAUUGCUUAAUAUUUGCUCAGCAAAAGGCAAUGGCCACAUUUGGUGGUCAUGUGAGGGAACUGACUGUCAUUUCCGGUUAU
This is a messenger RNA of Elgaria multicarinata webbii, 1541 nucleotides long. Its product is annotated as aldo-keto reductase family 1 member B1-like. The transcript has 10 exons. The coding region runs from base 1 to 951 and encodes 316 amino acids. The record is from RefSeq and is a predicted model, not a curated record. Gene Ontology annotation, molecular function: aldose reductase (NADPH) activity. Gene Ontology annotation, cellular component: cytosol. NCBI's taxonomy places the organism in Eukaryota, Metazoa, Chordata, Lepidosauria, Squamata, Anguidae.